Molecule: messenger RNA, 336 nt
Organism: Dentiscutata heterogama
Lineage: Eukaryota; Fungi; Glomeromycota; Glomeromycetes; Diversisporales; Gigasporaceae
Source: the annotation of a GenBank genome assembly
AUGUCGAGUGUGACAGAUGCAGGAACAUCCUUACUUUGUGAGGCUAUCUGUUCGGGAGUAAUGCUAGUUAUAGAAUUAUUUGUUUCACAGUAUAUUGAAGUUUCUUUAUCGGAGCGGGAUUUGAUAGAUGGAAAAGUUAUUUGUGAUUCAGAUUGGGUUGGGCUAUGUUCUAUUUCGGGUAUAGGAUCGGGAUUAAUAGCUUCCUCCUCAUCGGGUUGGCUCGUAGCCUUUAGCCGGUCACAUCGGUAUAUGAUGAAAUAUUCUUUUUGGGGAUAUUAUCAGAAUUUAUUUCAGGGAGCAUGGGUACUUGUAAAUUUAUUGGAUUCUGCGAAUUAA